CUUGUAGCAAUUGACACAAAAGAAGGACCCACAGACAACAAAUGCUUGGAAGAGAAACCCAGCUGACUAGUGUCUGUCUCUUCUUUAGAUUCUUUUCAUUUUCUCCAAUGUCUGAACAAAACCCAAAUCACAAAAUUCUCUCACCUUCUUCUUCUUCUGUCGUUCUCUCAUGGCCUCAGGAACUGGGACUUGUUUCGACUUCGACGUGUAUCAUGACUACAGUGAAAUGACGUCGUUUAAUAAGACUCGGGCACUUCAGACGCAAGAGAGCUAUCAGUUGCAACUCGCUUUGGCUCUUCGCCUUUCUUCUCAGGCUGCUUUAGCUGAUCAUCCCAAUUUCUUGGACUUCAAGUCCCAAUCCCAUGAUCAGGAUGUUGAGUCCCUCGCUCAUCGUUUCUGGGUGAAUGGUUGUUUAUCUUACUCUGACAAAAUACCAGAUGGGUUUUACCUCAUUGAUGGACUGGACCCAUAUGCAUGGAAUUUAAGCACUGAUCCAAACGACUCUGGUCGAAUACCAUCGUUGGAGACCCUGAAAGCCAUACGUCCUCGUAAUGAAUCGUCUGUUAAAGUUGUCGCGGUAGAUAAACUCAGGGAUUCUGGUUUGAUGGAGCUACAAAAUUGGGUCCUUCGUCUUUCCAGUACGUGGUUCACAACUGUUGAUGUGAUUUAUCAGCUUGCAAAUCUUGUUUGCAAUCGCAUGGGGGGUGCUGUUGUUUCUUCUGAAGAAGAGUUGGCUAACCGCUGGAAGGAGUGCAGUGUAAAUUUGAGUGACUGCUUUGGCUCCAUUGUAGUUCCCAUUGGUUACUUGUUUGCUGGACUUUGUGUUCAUCGUGCUGUACUGUUUAAAAUUUUGGCUGACUUGGUUAACUUACCUUGUCGAAUUGUUAAGGGGUGCAAAUACUGUAGUAAGGAUAUUGCUGCCUCCUGCCUUGUGCUACUUGAUUCUGAAAAGGAAUAUGUGGUUGAUUUGCUUGAGAUGCCAGGAGUUCUUAGCCAGCCAGACUCUUCUCUUAAUAGUGCAUUAUCCAUUUUGGUUUCUUCACCACUAUGCCAUCCAAAAUUUAAAUCUGUCAAGACUUCUCAGAACAUUCAGAUGUUAGCAAAACUUUAUUUCAUUGAAUAUGGAUCUCUGGCUCUUGCUUUUGACGACACUUCUUCUGGUACUCGUAAAAAUCAAGAUGAGAGAAAAGUUUCAAGAAGACCUGAAGAUUUUGAUUUAAACUACAUUGACAGGAACAACAUUGCAUCCACAUCUCUGGAAAAUCAUGAAUUAAUUGCACCACCUUUUCAAAAAAGAGCUCCACUGAAUAUCACAAAUUCUAGAGAUCAUCGAAGGCUAGCAUUUUCUGAUCCAAUUUCUAAUCUCAUGGACUCUACACACGUGAUCAAGGACUCCAUUCAACCACGUCAUAUCCUAACACUUCACUGCAGAGAUGCUCUCCCAGAGUUUUCUAAUCAUCGGUCAGCUAAUACUAUUUCGUUAAUAGAGCAAAAUGAACCAGUAAAGAGUAGACUAAACCGUCAAUUUUGUUUUGAUGAGGAGGGUUCACACAUCUUGUGGCGUGAACUUGCUUUAGAGGAGAAAAUUGGAUCAGGCUCUUUUGGAACUGUCUAUCGUGCUAAAUGGCGUGGCUCAGAUGUGGCUGUUAAAGUUCUCAAGGAACAAGAUUUUCAUGCAAAGCACUUCAAAGAAUUUCUCGAGGAGGUUGCUAUCAUGAAACGUUUGCAACAUUCAAAUAUUGUUAGGUUUAUUGGUGCCAUUACUCAGCCACCAAACUUCUCCAUAGUUACAGAGUACUUAAAAAAUGGUUGUUUGUAUAAACUUUUAAGGAGGCCUGAUGCUGGAGUUAUACUCAAUGAAAGGCUUCGGUUGAAUAUGGCUUACGAUGUGGCAAAGGGAAUGAAUUAUCUUCAUCAACUUCAACCUCCCAUAGUCCACCGAGAUCUGAAGUCCCCAAAUCUUUUGGUUGACAGAAAUUAUACAGUAAAAGUGUGUGAUUUUGGCCUAUCCCGUUCAAAGGAAAACACAUUUUUAUCAUCCAAAACAGCGGCAGGAACACCUGAGUGGAUGGCACCUGAAGUUCUCCGCGCUGACCCAUCGAAUGAGAAAUCUGAUGUUUAUAGCUUUGGUGUAAUCCUGUGGGAACUAAUGACCCUGCAGCAGCCAUGGAGCAACUUAAAACAACUUGAGGUUGUUGGAGAGGUUGGAUUCAAGAAUAAAAGACUUGAGAUUCCAAGAUAUGUACAUCCCCAAGUAGCUGCCUUGAUUGAGAUUUGCUGGGCCAACGAGUUGUGUCAACGGCCUUCAUUCUCGUAUAUCAUGGAAGCUUUACAGCAUCUGAUAACCAUUUUUUCACAGUGAUCAGAUGACAUAAAAGUUUCACGAAUUACCUAUUGUACUUUACCAUUGUGGUUUCUUUAGAUGCUUGUAUACUGAUUAUAACAGACUUGAAAAGGGUCUAUACUAAGAGUGUAGGGGAAAAUCUUUGCAUUCUUCAUCCGUUGCUGAGCUUAGCCUUGUCACAACAACAUUGUUCCUAAACAGUAAAGUGACCACCUUUGUCAUCUUGUAUAUAUCAUGUGAUGAACUGAUUUCUUUUUCUUUAUUUUUUUUUCUUUUUUUCCUGAUCUAGCUUGUUCUUAAGCUGUAUGUAUACAAACUUGAAAAUAAAAGUCAAGAUUGAGUGA
Cannabis sativa is the source of this 2688-nucleotide messenger RNA. Its product is annotated as serine/threonine-protein kinase CTR1. The record is from RefSeq and is a predicted model, not a curated record. The transcript has 16 exons. Gene Ontology annotation, molecular function: ATP binding; protein kinase activity. Lineage: Eukaryota; Viridiplantae; Streptophyta; Magnoliopsida; Rosales; Cannabaceae. Bases 170 to 2362 code for a protein of 730 amino acids. Gene Ontology annotation, biological process: protein phosphorylation.